Messenger RNA from Opisthorchis viverrini, 873 nucleotides. RefSeq lists its product as hypothetical. Gene Ontology annotation, cellular component: membrane. The record is from RefSeq and is a predicted model, not a curated record. Lineage: Eukaryota; Metazoa; Platyhelminthes; Trematoda; Opisthorchiida; Opisthorchiidae. The transcript is spliced from 7 exons. The coding region runs from base 58 to 873 and encodes 271 amino acids.
UUGGUGCGUUUACGGCCCAUUGGACCCAAGCCGGGAUUCGAAAGCAAGCAAAACAUCAUGGGUCAAGAGGCCCGCCGUUGCAUGGUACAUACCAUGAGGACAUUCCUAGUGGCUUACAACGUGGUGUUUUUGCAUUACAAAACUGAAUACGAAAUUCAGCUAACUGGAAUCGGUCUUGCCACUGUUGGUUUCCUGAUGUGCACUCAAUACAGGGGCUACACAAAAUCGCUUGGUCCGGAUUUGUCUAUCAUUCCUAUGCUGUUGGCCGUUUUGGGAAUAAUGAUUAUUUUUGCCAGUAGCCUUGGAAUUCUUGGCGCAUUGCUGUCUCACAGCUGUCUUUUGGUUUGCUAUUCGGGCAUCUUGCUGCUUCUCUUGCUUGGUGAAAUCGCUCUUGGUUGUGCAGCCUUCACGGAGCAGGAUGAAGUGGAACACAAAGCAGAAGUUGGAAUAGUUCAAAUCAUGGCACAAUAUAUGAGAACGAACGAGACCCGAUUUGGAGUGGAUUAUGUGCAAAGAAAGUUCAACUGUUGCGGAGUUACCGGCUAUCGGGACUGGCAGCACGUACUUGGAAGCACAGUGGUACCUGAAAGCUGUUGUUCAGACCCGGAACAUUGUGUCCGCCAGUACGAAGACCUACCGAACGGGUCAGUUCCUCCGGGAGUUCAAACAAGACCAUCACGUCGUGGAUUCGAGGAAACAGCAGUAUCGUCAUUAUCACUGUCCUCAGCUGCGGUACGUUGCAACUUCUGGGAAUCGUCUUCGGCUUUCUGCUGGCCCACCGACUCAGAAGCUCCGCCUGCUGAAAAUUUUUCGACAGCCCACAACCGGUUUCGCCCUUCCGCUUCGGGCUCAUCAGGUAGGCGCAGUCCCUGA